Molecule: messenger RNA, 615 nt
Organism: Pocillopora verrucosa
Lineage: Eukaryota; Metazoa; Cnidaria; Anthozoa; Scleractinia; Pocilloporidae
Source: RefSeq, a predicted model, not a curated record
AUGCUGAUAACGCACGACUUUUGUGAAGCACUUGCCAAACGGGCUACAGAAUUUAUUAAAUUUCCCGAGACUGAGCAAGAGGUGCUACAAAGCAUUGGCUUGUUCACAAACAAGUCCCCAUUCCCGCAUGUGCAUUCACGACGCCCGUAUUCUCAUCUGAGCAAACUACAGAGAGAAAUUGAUCAAGGUACCUGGCUAAACGGGCCUUCAAAGAUAAUUGGGAGUUCCGAAGUUGGUCCUCUUCUGGUAGGGGACUCGGCGUAUCCCUUGUCUAUUUGGCUGAUGAAGCCUUUUAAGCAAACACCUACAUUAACUGAGAGCCAAUUGCGUUUCAAUCGUGCCCUCAGCCAAGCCCGAGUAGUUAUAGAACAAGCUUUCAGAAUUUUGAAAGGUCGUUGGAGGUGUCUCUAUAAACCACUGGAGGAAAAAACAAGCAGAGUCCCCACCACUAUCAUGGCUUGUUGUGUCCUUCACAAUAUUUGUAUAGAUGUUGGAGACCCGAGUGCUAUAGACCCCGUUGAGGAUGACGAUGAAAUGGAUCAAAGUUCUUGCAAUGGAGAUGAGCAGUCUGAUGCAAGGGGCAUUAGAGAAGAUAUUAUGAACUAUUUAUCAUAG